AUGCGACCCCCUUCUGUCGGUCCAUCGGAAGCUGUGUCCAAACUCGAUAUACCAACAACACAAACUACAAACUCCGAAACACCCCGUACCACGUCCUCAAACCAAUAUCGUAUUCGCCUGUGGGGGAUAAUAUCCGGGCUUUGCGUCAUAUAUCUACUAUGUGCAUUGGAAGGCACCGUAUUGAUCACAUCACUACCCAGCAUCGCAGCAGAGCUAAACCUAGGCAACCACUUCGUUUGGGUGAAUAACGUAUUUUCACUGUCUGCUGCGGUAGUGAUCCCUAGCUGUGGGCAGUUAGCUGACUUUUUCGGACGGAGAUGGGUUACGCUCGGGAUAGUUGUUGUAUAUCUUGUUGGAAGCGUGAUAUGCGGAGCAGCGCAGAAUGCAUCGAUGCUUAUUAUCGGCCGUACUAUUCAGGGCAUGGGUAGCGGCGGAGUCGAAAUGAUUGUCCCAGUCGUCAUCGCCGAUUUGGUGCCAUUGCGCCAACGAGGGAAUUACAUGGCUUUAGUUCUGGGCAUAUUCGCUGUGGGAACAAUCCUUGGGCCGUUUAUAGGGGGCAUCAUCGUUCAAACGACGACUUGGAGAUGGAUAUUCUACCUCAAUCUCCCUAUUUGUGGUACUGGGCUCGUAAUAUUAUUCAUGUUUCUCCGGGUUGGACAUAAUCGCGAGACUAGCAGUACGCAAAAACUGAAACGAGUUGACUUGACCGGAGCUUUUCUUUUGAUUUUGGCAAGUGUGGCGGUUCUUAUCGCCCUGACAUACGGAGGCUCGCGCUACAAGUGGUCUUCACCGCAUAUCAUUGCACCAUUACUACUCGGGAUUAUUGGCCUCAUUUUAUACAUGUUAUUUGAAGGGUCGCGGUUUUGUCGACAACCGAUGACACCAUUGCGACUAUUUAACAGCAAGUCUUCAGUCGUUCUAUCAAUCAACACAUUCAUUAACGCUUUGCUACUACAAUGGGCCACGUUCUUUCUCCCACUUUACUUUCAGGCAAUCCUAGGCUCUCGUCCAUCCAUAUCGGGAGUUCAACUACUUCCUAGUGUCCUUAUGGCUAUUCCUGGUGCAGCCGUUGCGGCAUUAGUUCUUUCGAAAUUUGGAAAAUACAAGCUCCUCCACCUUUGUGGAUUUGCCCUCAUUACAGUCGGGCUGGGUCUAUUUAGUCUCCUCAACCCGCACUCAUCUACAGCCGCCUGGGUUGGUUUUCAAUUAAUCGCCGCGGCUGGUUCCGGCAUGGUUUUUGAUUCUUUAUUACCUGCAUUUCAAGCUGGACAGGCCGAAACCGAUCAAGCUGCGGCCACCGCAACGAUUACAUUUUUACGAUGCUUCGCCAACACUUGGGGGUUUGCUAUCCCCACAGCUAUAUUUAACACUCAGAUUGAGCAUGGAUUACACAAUAUCGAAAAUACCGAUAUCCGCAAAGCAUUGUCCCGUGGACAGGCAUUCCAACACGCGACGAGCGAGUUCGUGACGUCGCUAUCCCCAGCUACACAGGAACAAGUGAGAGAAUUAUUUAACAAAGCACUGUCGCGGGUGUGGAGAUACUCCAUAGCUUUUGCUGCUGUCGCUUUGCUCCUCGUUUUACUUGAAAAAGAGGUUCCAUUGAGAAAAGAACUUGAGACAGAGUAUGGUCUAGAGACUAUUUCUGAGCGAAACAAAGAUUCGUCUGUGACGGAUGUAUCGAAUUAUAGUGCAUAG
Talaromyces proteolyticus is the source of this 1695-nucleotide messenger RNA. RefSeq names its product major facilitator superfamily domain-containing protein. The record is from RefSeq and is a predicted model, not a curated record. The coding region runs from base 1 to 1695 and encodes 564 amino acids. The transcript is spliced from 2 exons. NCBI's taxonomy places the organism in Eukaryota, Fungi, Ascomycota, Eurotiomycetes, Eurotiales, Trichocomaceae. Gene Ontology annotation, biological process: transmembrane transport. Gene Ontology annotation, molecular function: transmembrane transporter activity.